This is a messenger RNA of Rhagoletis zephyria (snowberry fruit fly), 638 nucleotides long. RefSeq names its product mediator of RNA polymerase II transcription subunit 15. The record is from RefSeq and is a predicted model, not a curated record. NCBI's taxonomy places the organism in Eukaryota, Metazoa, Arthropoda, Insecta, Diptera, Tephritidae.
AACUAUAAUAAGAUUCAAAAUAUGCCUAUUUUAAUUACAUCGAUAUGUGGAAAUUACCUCUAAUGAGCAUCGUUGAGCUUGAAUACAAAUUUCUAUUGUGAAUACGCACAUGGAGCUACAGCUUAUUUAUAAAACUGGCAGCAACGUUAUGGAAGAUAAAUCGCAAAUGCAAAAACAACCACAGAUGCAGCAGCAUAAAGAACCACAGCUGCACCACCAGCAGCAACAAAAAAUGCAAGCAGACCAACAAUCACAAGAUAUCAAUAUUAAUGAGUCGACGGCAGAUGAAACUUCACACAUGUCCAUUCAAGAAGGAUGUGAGCAAGUUGGUAUUGAGGCUAACGCUGGCGUUGACGCCGCCGUCUAUGCUGACGCUGAAGUCGAAGCGGAAGCGGAAGCGGAAGCGAAAGUAGAAGCGCAAGAGUAUUUGAAUUAUGAGCAGCAAGACCAACGUCACCACAACCACAACCGUUCGCACCGGCAGUAUACCUCCAAGAAGAGUGUUUCCUUCAAGACCUUAGUCGAUAUCUUUCAACUAAGCGACGCUUGGCAAUUGCAUGUGAAAAAGAGUAGCUUGAAAACGGAAGAGGAUCAAGCCAAACGUCGCAUUUUGCAGCGCAACUACUAAGCACCUACCA